This is a messenger RNA of Gongylonema pulchrum, 264 nucleotides long. The record is from the annotation of a GenBank genome assembly. NCBI's taxonomy places the organism in Eukaryota, Metazoa, Nematoda, Chromadorea, Rhabditida, Gongylonematidae.
AUGGAGACUUUUAUGGAAUACAUCCAAACUGUCAUUGCUCAGGAUUUCGGUUUCUCAGACGAAGAAACAAUGAAGUCCCUGCAAGACUGCCUCAGGAAGCUCCAUAGCGACCGUAUGUUGCAACCAGCUCCGCCAAAACCGGGUGAUAUGCCUGAAACUCCAACGAAACCGUUUGGACCAGUGCUUAGCCGUUCGAUGAUCGAUAUUCGUCUAGAUAUUGCCGAAAUACAGAGUCGCUGCUCUCGUGCCAAUUGUGAGUGCUGA